Molecule: messenger RNA, 3944 nt
Organism: Rhinichthys klamathensis goyatoka
Lineage: Eukaryota; Metazoa; Chordata; Actinopteri; Cypriniformes; Leuciscidae
Gene: filip1l
Product: filamin A interacting protein 1-like
Exons: 6
Coding region: 105-3623 (1172 amino acids)
Source: RefSeq, a predicted model, not a curated record
CUCUCUCUCUCUCUCACUCUGUCAUUCACACAGUCUAACUGAAUCGCAGCAGAAACACACCGGAGGAGAAGAGAAGCAGUGAGAGACCAGACGUGUUGAGGUGCAUGAUCAUGCGUUCCCGUAGCAACAGUCUGGAGGGCGCGGUGAAGGCGGAGCCUCCCAGAUCACGGCGGCAGGCGUCUGAGCGCGAGGGGGCGUGUCACACUCACGAGGACACGCCCCCCGCCCAGAGCAAGCCGAGCCGACGGCGAGCGCACAGGGAGCGCAGCGGAGCCGGGAAGAGCCGCGAUCUGUCCCGGGAUGACCUCGUGUUCCUGCUCAGCAUGCUGGAGGGAGAACUGCAGGCCCGAGACGAGGUGAUCACGGUCCUCAAAGCGGAUAAAGUGGACCUGGCUGUGCUGGAGGGCCGAUACGGGUUCGUGACGCCGCCGCAGGUGCUGAAGGCUCUUCAGAGAGACGCCCUCCAGGAGCAGGGCGGCAGCUGGCAGGAGGACGUCUACGAGAAGCCCAUGGCCGAGGUGGACAGGCUGGUGGAGAGGCAGCGGGAGACGUACCGGCGGAUGCUGGAGCAGCUGCUGAUGGUGGAACAGGCGCAUCGACAGACUCUCCUCCGGCUGGACCACGAGAAGAGGAACCACAGCGACUUCAUGAGGAAGAGCGACGAGUUCACCGGCCUGCUGGAGCAGGAGAGAGAGAGAUUGAAACUGCUCAUUGAUCAGGAAAAGACUUACCAGGAGAGAAAGGAAGAAGAGAACACAAAGAAAGUCACAAGUCUAAAGGACGAACUAACCAAGCUAAAGUCCUUCGCUCUCCUGGUGGUCGACGAACAGCAGCGUCUCGCAGAGCAGCUGACCCAACAAACCACCAAAGUCCAGGAGCUCCAGAACACGGUCGUGCACGCUCAAGACGAGCUGAGCUCCGCUCAAACUCGGUUGCAAGAAGAGGAGAAUAAAGUGCACCGCUUGGAAGAGGAGUUACGCAACCAGGCCUGCCAUUUCCACCAAGAGCAGGACGCCAUGACUGCCAAACUGACCAAUGAAGAUGCCCAGAACCGACAGCUACGCCAGAAGCUCUCCGCACUCAGCCGACAGUUAGACGAGCUCGAAGAAACCAACAAGACCCUGCAUAGAGCAGAGGAGGAACUGCAGGAGAUCCGGGAUAAGAUCAGCCGAGGGGAGUGUGGAAACUCCAGCCUCGUGGCGGAGGUGGAGGAGUUGAGGAAACGAGUGCUUGAAAUGGAAGGGAAAGAUGAGGAGUUGAUCAAGAUGGAGGACAUGUGCAGGGAUCUCCACCGAAAGCUGGAGAAGGAGUCGAGCCAGAGCUGUGGCUUAAAGGUGGAGGUGGACAAGCUGAAUCACAGAAUCAUGGAGCUGGAGAAACUAGAGGACGCCUUUGGGAAGAGCAAGCAGGAGUGCAGUUCACUGAAAAGCAACCUGGAGAAAGAGCGAACCAUGACUAAACACAUGUCCAAUGAACUUGAUAUGCUGAGAGUCAGAAUCAAAGAGCUUGAGGCUACCGAAGUUCAUUUGGAGAAGAUGGAGUUGACACUGAAAGAGGAUCUGACAAAAUUGAAGACACUGACCGUCAUGCUGGUGGAUGAGAGAAAGGCCAUGGCCGAAAAGUUAAAGCUGAUGGAGGACAAAGUGCAAAACAGCACUGGGAAACUGCAGGCAGAACAAGACAAAGUCAACACCGUCACUGAGAAACUGAUCGACGAGAGCAAGAAAGCCCUGCGCUCGAAGGCCGAACUGGAGGAGAAGAUGUGUGUUGCCACUCGGGAGAGGGAUGAGCUCAAAGCUAAGCUGAAAGCGGAACAAGAGAAAAACGGUGAUCUUCAGUCUAAAGUCAGCAUGAUGAAAAAGAGGCUUCAAUCACUGGAAGCAGUGGAAAGAGAGUUAUUGAGGAGCAAAUCCAAAGAGGAGCACUCGAAGAGCCCUGGUCCUUACCGCUACCAACAGGAGGACAACAAAGUGAAAGAUUUGACCCAGGAAGUGGAACGCCUCAGGAGGAAGUUAAAGGAGAUGAAGGUGGUUGAGGGUGACCUUUUGAAGACUGAGGAUGAGUUCGAAUCCCUGGAGAAGAGAUACUCCAAUGAGCAGGAGCGAGCAAAAGCCCUGAUGGAGGAACUGGAGAUGUCCAGGAACGAACUGUCCAAGUACCAGUUGGCUGAGAAAGAGGAGUCCAACCAAGAGCACAUCUUAUACAAGCGUCUGAAAGAGGAAGAGGCCAAAUCCAGUCAUCUCACUAGAGAGGUAGAAGCCCUGAAAGAGAAGGUCCACGAGUACAUGGGCACAGAGGAAUCCAUCUGCCGCUAUAAAACAGACCACACGACCCUACAGAGAAAACUCACCCAGCAAGAGGUCAGGAAUAAAGAGCUGGCCAGAGAGAUGGAGAGUCUUACACGAGAACUGGAGAGAUACCGGCGCUUCAGCAAGAGCUUACGACCGGGAAUGAACGGAAGACGUUUCUCAGAUCUACAAGUCUUCACAAAGGAGGUCCAAACGGACCCAACAGACACCCUAUCCCCGAGUUACAGGAAUCUGGCACCGCUGGAACGUGCCCUGGUCAACGGCAAGCUCUACUUGGAGAGCGAUCCAGAGGACGAGGACAAUUACAAUGAGAUCAACCUCACAAAAUGCACCCCGUCGCUCAUGAACAAUGUCAACAACCUUAACAACAACAUGAGAAGAGUAAGAGGCCCUUUCCUUAAGACUAGAGAAAGUCAGCACUCAAUGAAUGGCAAGAUACAACCGAGGCAGAACGGGAACCACGUUCAGCAGGGGGACGUGGUCCUCACACACAGUCCUGGGCAACCUCUCCAUAUCAAAGUGACCCCUGAUCUCGGGCACAAUACAGCAACUCUUGAGAUCACGAGUCCUACGACUGAAAGCGCCCAGUCCUUUACAAGCACGGCGGUCAUCCCGACAAGUGGAGCUCCAAAACAGCGGAUCACAAUCCUCCAGAACUCCUCGAUCUCACCCUCCAACAAGCCCAAGGGUUCUCCUCCUCCUCUUCCGGAGAGUCCCGGCACUCCUGAUCGAUCCCUGUCUCCGCUCACCAUGCCAGCCUAUUCCCAAACUCUAUCUCCCGAGUCCUGCGGAUCGCUGACCCCGGACCGGGCCAUGUCGCCCAUUCAGAUCGUGUCCGUAACCACUGGAUCCCCUGACCCGGGAGAGUUCGCCGGAUCGAAUCCCGUAUUCCGCGUGAGCCCAGAAAGGCAGAACAGUUGGCAACUACAGAGGUCCAACAGCUCAGGUCCAAACGUCAUUACCACUGACGACAACAAAAUCCAUAUUCACUUAGGGAGCCCCUACAUUCAAGCCGUGAACACCUCAGGCAAACCCGUCAGCCCCUAUUACUCCCUCGGGCCGGAGCAAAGGAUCCCAGUGCUGUCCAACGCCAAAGCCAACAACAAAAUCACAAGCAGCAUCGUGAUCAAACCCACAUCCAGUCCCGUCUCACGGCCCUCACAAAUCACAAUGCCUCUGGAAUCAUUCCGGCGUCCUGGACCGACCAGGAUUCCCAAACCCAAAGGAUCGGUCAACGCCCAAACCCCACUGAACCCUGGGAAAUGUGUGUCUAAUAACAACCUCAACAUGAUGAACCAACCUGCCAAAUCAUGAGUGACAGGCCGAGAAGAGGGAUGUUUAUGUUUAUCGUCUUUCAUUUUAUUUGAUCUUUUGGUGCUGUAAUGAGACUCUUAUCAUAUUCAGAAGUAGAACGAAGACACUGUGAUAAACUCAUGUUGACCAUCGCUAAUCUUUCACUUUAUGGUGCUGAACCUUGCUUCUUUUUUGUGUUUCUUUUGACAAAACUCAAUUAUUGUACUUAUUAAGUUGGUAGUUAUCGCUGUUACGGUUUUGACUCCGUCAAUGUGUAGAUGCACUUGGCAUAUGAAGUAAUUUUGAUGUCUGGAUGUUAAUAAAGACUUUUUAUAUCUUGCA